AUGAGAAACUUUAUUCAAUCUGUUGAUAUUGAAGCAUGGAAAAAAAUUGUUAAAGGUCCUAAAAUUCCAUUAGAAUUGCAUGCUGAUGAUUAUAGAGAAAAACUAGAAGAUGAAUAUAAUGAACUUGAUUGGAAGAAAGUUUCUUCAAAUGCUAAAGCUUUAAACAUUCUUCAUUGUGCACUUGAUGCAACUGAGUGUAAUGGUAUUUCAGGUUGUACAUCUUCAAAAGAAGUGUGGGAUAAACUUGAAGUCACAUAUGAAGGGACUAAUCAAGUGAAGGAAUCAAAAGCCAAUAGGCUUGUUCGAGAAUAUGAACUAUUUGAGAUGAAACCUGGAGAAACCAUUUCAGAAAUGAGCACAAGAUUUACUGAUCUGGUGAAUGUUCUCAAACCUCUUGAAAAAGAAUUCACUGAAGAAGAAUUAGUCAAGAAAGUCUUAGACUUCUCCAAAUUCACUUAUGAUGAGCUAAUUGGUUCUUUUAUUGCUCAUGAAAUGCUUUAUGACAAGAGCAAGAGUAGUGUAGAUGAUGAAAAGAAAAAGAGAGGAAUUGCCUUGAAGUUAAGCCAAGAGGAUGAAUUAAAGAAAACUACAGCUUUUAAGGCUGCCUCAAGUGACAGCUCCAAUAGUUCAAGUGAUGAAGAUGAUCUUGCCAUGAUUACAAGAAGAUUCAAGAAAGCAUUCAAAAAGGGAGGUUCGAAAUACAAGAAAUUCCUAAAGAAAUAUUCUCUCAAAGGUGAAACAAGCAAGGAUCAAAGUGAGAUUAAAUGCUUUGAAUGCAAUAAACCUGGCCACAUCAAGCCAAAUUGUCCUAAACUGAAAAAGAAGAAUUCAAAGGACAAGAGCAAGAAAGCUCUGAUUGCUGGCUGGAUGGACAGUGAUGACUCCUCAAGUGAUAACUCUAGUGACAAGGAGGUUGCACACAUUUGUCUCAUGGCUCUAGAAGAGGAUAAAUCAGAAAGCUCCCAACGAAGAGAAAUCAACACUGAGGCAAAUAAUUCUGACUCUCUUAGUAUUGAAGAUUAUGAAGAUGCAUUUGCCAAAUUGUAUGAAGAAUACAAAGUUUAUAAGAAAAAAUGUUCUGUUUUAAACAAAGAAAUUGCUUCCUUAAGAUCUGAAAAUAAUUAUAUGAGUAUUAUUGUGCAAGAAAAUAAGUUUUAUAAAAAUCAAAUGCUCUUGUUUGAUGAGUUGAAUAAGGAGUUAGAAGAUUCAAAAACUGCUUGUGAAAAACUCAUUGAGAAAAAUAGGAUUCUAGAAACCAAGGUGGAAUCUUUGACAAAUGAUUUAGCUAAAUUUACCAAUGGCACACAAAUUCUUGAUACUUUACUUGGUUCUCAAAGAUUGUCAAAUCAAAAAUCUGAUCUUGGUUAUGAUGGAUUCAUGCACUAUGGAAAAUACAAAAAUUUCUUUGUGAAAGCUUGCUCUUAUUCAUUUCCAAAUGUUAUUUGCUUCUAUUGUCCAAGUACCACGGGCGAUUGUCUUAAAUGGGGGGUCGACAGGGAUCAAGGACACCCGACUCCCAAGCCAACCGGACCCAAAGAUAGGAUCUUCCAUCAGAAGAUCCUCUCAGAAGAAGCUAAUACUCGUCUAGUCGACUCUCUACAAAAAUUGGACACCGAAAACCAAAAAUUACAGGAACGAAUAAGGCAGUUGGAGGACCAACAGCACAUCCUCAGAAGAGAGGUAAAAAGGCUGAGGAAAGAAGCAAUGGCCGAAAAGACAGAGUUUGAGGAACAAGAAACACGGUGGGAAAAGGAAAAGAUCUCUCUCCAAGCUACAAUAAAAGAGGUAGAAGUUCGGAAUAGCGAGCUCCAAGAGAAAGUGGAAUGCCAAGAGACAUUCAUGGGACAAUUUCAUUCCUGGCUUUCAGAUGCCACCUUAUCCUUUGUCUGA
Molecule: messenger RNA, 1890 nt
Organism: Hevea brasiliensis (rubber tree)
Lineage: Eukaryota; Viridiplantae; Streptophyta; Magnoliopsida; Malpighiales; Euphorbiaceae
Exons: 4
Coding region: 1-1890 (629 amino acids)
Molecular function (GO): zinc ion binding; nucleic acid binding
Source: RefSeq, a predicted model, not a curated record